Molecule: messenger RNA, 1686 nt
Organism: Dufourea novaeangliae
Lineage: Eukaryota; Metazoa; Arthropoda; Insecta; Hymenoptera; Halictidae
Exons: 8
Coding region: 1-1686 (561 amino acids)
Source: RefSeq, a predicted model, not a curated record
AUGGAAAAACCAAUAAACCCAUUUGCAUGGAUUAAAAAAUUGGAAUGUCCACCGACAAUAUACAAUGAUUCUGUCAAAAAAAUAUUAUAUACAGGUGCUGCUGUACUUUUAUGGGAUGAUUUAGCUGAUGUUAUUUUUACUGCAGAUGAAGUGAAAACAAUACGAAAAAAUAUUUUAUUGCACCAGUUAAAACAAGGAAUGCCUAAUAAUGUUGUUCAGUGCAUACAAAAUAUAGUGCAAUUAAAGUCAGCUCAAAAUAAUUUAGAGAAUGAUAUAUCUAAAUUAGACGAAGAAUACAAGCAAUUAAAUUUUACAGUUAGGCAGAAAGCCCAAAAAUUACGAGAUAUAUCAUCUAAAAGUUCCCAAGUAAAAGUAAUGAAAGACUUGCUUAAGAUGAAAUACGAUCAAACUGCUACACAGAUUGGGGACUGUAAUAACAUGAGAUUAGUUUGUCAACAUUUAAUGCCAAGCAAUUGUAAAGACGUAGAUACUAAACUACUAUCAGAAAUGUCAAAUGCAGUGACAAGUCUUUGGACUGAAGCGAAUAAAAAACAAGUAUGGGAUAUAAUAGCAAAUAAUCUUAAUAUUGAAGUGCCUACAUUAUGGCGAAACUUAUAUAAAAAUUUUACUCAAGAUGUGGAUACACUAAUUAAGUCAGUAACUACAAAACGUUUAGACUUCACUGAAAAAAGCAUAAAUGUUGGUUUUGCUAAAGUACAUGGUCAGCAAAUCUCUAUGGUUGCAAAGCGAUUAUUGCACAAUGCAAAAGCAAAUAAUCAUCAGCAAAGUAUCCUUGAAUUUACUGAGAAAAUUGAGGUGGCUACAAAUAAUUCUGUAGAUAUGAUCACAUGGCUAGCAUUAGCAUUGGAAGUCUGUAAAUUAGAAACUGAACAGAAAUGCUUAUUAGCAGAAGUUGAUAAAAUUCGAGAAGAUUUGAAUGAAAAUAAUACACUUCCAGUUGAUCUAAUUGAAGUGAUUUCAGAAAUACAAGAUAUUAAUACGGAAAUAGUAAAAUGUACAGAAUGUAUACAACAAUCAUUAAUACAUUUGAAGUGUUUGCCAAAGUAUUUUAUAGAAAAAAAAGAAGAGAUGAAUUUUGUAUUGCAAAAAAUAUUAGUACUGCGGAACAAUAUUUAUGACUCUGUGUGGUCAAAAACAAGUUUAAUAACUGAAUUACGAAUAUUCCAUGACACCUUAGAUCUUAAUGCAUUAAGGAAAGUUAUGUUGAAGGGUGAUGUUGGAAUUUACAGGCAUACAAAAAGAUGUUUCAGUGAAGCUUCUGUUUCAAUUACUAAUACUCAGGCAUCAAAUAUUACAUGUUACUUUCCAAUGAUUCAAACACCAGUAUACUCUUUAAUAGAAUGCUAUAAAAAUUUAACUUUAAUGUUUCUUUACAAGACAUUUGAUUCUUUACAAGUUGAUGAAAAUGUAGAUGCACUGCAAAUACCUAUACCAUCAUACGAAGAAAAUAAUUAUAAUAUACAUAAAUUAUUAAAUUUAUCAAGAAUUGCAAGUACAAAUAUAGAAGCCGAAAUUAAUAACUUUAAUGAAAUACUAAAUGAUUGGGUACAUCAAACAGUUGAGAAAGUAAUGGACAUUAUCGAAAAAACUGUAGACGAUGCAACUUUUCCAGAGUGGGUUGAACGUUACAAUUUACUAUUAUAUAUAAUACAAAAUUCUAAAUAG